CCAGCGUGCUCAUCACAUGCGCUUGCUUGGUGGCCAUUCCGAAGAGGGUUUAAUCCACAAGGGUUUGUUUUUUGCGUUUGUUUAUUUGAUAUUGACCGAGAGUAAGCAUGCCGCGGGUGUACAUCGGCAAGCUGAGCUAUCAUGUGCGGGAGAAGGACAUCCAGAGGUUUUUCAGCGGCUACGGGAAACUCAUGGAGAUCGAUCUUAAAAACGGGUAUGGGUUUGUGGAGUUUGAGGACACCCGUGACGCAGACGAUGCCGUGUAUGAGCUGAACGGUAAAGAUCUGUGCGGGGAGCGUGUGAUCGUGGAGCACGCCAGAGGACCGCGCCGGGACCGGGAUGGAUAUGGUGGGGGUUCUGGGGGCUUCGGGGGCCGCAGCAAUAGUGGUUAUAGCAGCAGGAGCCGAAGCGGAAGAGACAAAUAUGGCCCUCCGGUUCGCACAGAGUACCGUCUGAUAGUGGAGAACCUGUCCAGUCGCUGCAGCUGGCAGGACCUCAAGGAUUUCAUGCGUCAAGCUGGAGAGGUGACCUAUGCCGACGCGCACAAGGAACGGACCAAUGAGGGCGUGAUUGAGUUUCGCUCCCACUCUGAUAUGAGGAGAGCUUUGGACAAGCUGGACGGCACUGAUAUCAAUGGCAGAAAAAUCCGUCUAGUGGAGGACAAACCUCGACGACGACGCUCUUACUCUGGGAGCAGGUCAAGAUCUCGUAGCAGACGCCGCUCUCGCAGCAGGAGCCGCAGGAGUUCACGAAGCCAUUCCCGCUCCAGAUCUCGCUCAAGGUCUCGCAGCAAGCACUCCCGAUCCAGAUCUGGUCGCAAAAACCGCUCCAGGUCCAGAUCUAGGAGAAAGUCUCACUCCAAAUCCCACUCCAAGAAGUCAAAGUCUCGUUCUCGCUCGCGUACAGAGAAGUCCCGCUCUCGCUCCAGGAGUCGCUCCAAAGCAAAGUCCGAGAGGGAUUCAAGAAGCCGCUCCAGGGAGAAAUCAACCAGCAGGAAAUCCCGAAGCAGAUCCGCUUCUCCGAGAGAGAAUGGAGACGGAGAGAGGGUGAAGUCCACGUCCCGUUCGCCAUCCCCAAAAGAAGAUCGCCAUCAGUCAGAAUCACCCCGCAAGCGUUCUGCGUCUCGAUCUCGUUCCCGGUCCAAAUCUCGUUCCCGUUCUAGAUCAGCUUCUCAAGACUAGUGCCAACUCGCAGAAAGAGUAUCGGUAACACUCAACACAAUAAGGUUGUAUUGGUGUUAGUUGAUGCAUUUACUAAUAUGUACAAAUAAUGAACAAUACAUUGAUUACAGGAUUUGUUCAUGUUAGUUAAUGAAAAUACAGGUCAUGUUAGUGCAUUAGCUAAUGGUAACAUGCAUGAAUGUGCUUUAGUAGAUGUUGAACUCUCAAUAACACAUGCUGUACAAGUAUUGCUCAUGUUAGUAAAUGCAUUAACUAAUGAAACCUUAAGUGUGAGUGGAAUAUAUAUAAGGCACACACUGUAAAAAUAGCUGUUAAUGGAGAGUUUCUGUAUUUUGUGCUUCACAAGUGUUUAUUUUUGUUUGUGAGUUGCAUUAUGGGAUGUUGAUCUCUGCUCUGUCCUCUUUUAAUGUUAAAAAUUCAACUACAGUUUACCAAAGUGACUUUAAUUGACAUUUUAGUAGUUAUAAUGUAUAUAAAAAGGAAUAUCUAGAGAAAUAAGUCUGAAAAAUAGCAGAAAAUGUACUGGAAGUUUAUUACAAGGUGAUUGUACUGUAAUAUACAGCAUCAACCAAGACUAUAUAGCACUGCAAACUAUUAACAAUAUCAAUAAAAGUCACUUUUUAAGGUUCAAAGUUGUCAGAAGAAAGCUUAAGAUCCCAUAAUGCAACUCAAAAGCAGAAAUAAUUUGGGAAAAUUUAAAACAUUAAUCACCAAAUACAGAAAAUGGCUCCUUUCCUGAUAUGUUUUACAGUGUAGUUCAGUGUUAAAUGAGUCAUUUGCAGCCUAUGAACAUUCAUUCAGUGCUUCAGAAGGCUGCAGCCCCGUGUAGUAUUGAUAAAUGUGCUGUUUUCAACAUCGCAUAAAUUUAAAUCGCACACCAGGAGUUUUUGUCCCACAUGAGGCUCAUCGAAUCCGAAUUAGUUUUUUAUUAUAGUUACAACUCUGUGCUUGUAUGCAUUGGUUAGUGCUGUUGGUUGUGUUUGAUUUGCUCUGGUUUGAGGUGACUAUUUUUGCUUUAGUUGGAGGAUCCAGAACUUAAUUCGGUAGAACGCAUACUAGUUUUGCAGCUUUCCUUUUUUUGUGGUGUAGUCAACAAGAUAUGCUAGAAGGGAGGUUGACUGCUGCUUUUGUAUAGUAAUUCAUUCCUGUAUCUUGCUGAUUAUCAUUUUUCAAUAUGUAAGUUCUUUUGCUCCUCUUAAAUUCUUUUUUUUUUCUUUUUGUACAAAGUUUAAUGUUUAAUUAAUCACUUGCAGUGUCAUUUCUGUGAUUGAACUCAUUUUAAAUGGGUUUUUGAGACGUUUUCCAUGUUUUAGUUGAAUAAACAUUUAAUUGGUUUUUCAA
Molecule: messenger RNA, 2522 nt
Organism: Danio aesculapii
Lineage: Eukaryota; Metazoa; Chordata; Actinopteri; Cypriniformes; Danionidae
Gene: srsf6b
Product: serine and arginine rich splicing factor 6b
Exons: 6
Coding region: 108-1181 (357 amino acids)
Biological process (GO): mRNA splice site recognition; alternative mRNA splicing, via spliceosome
Cellular component (GO): nucleus; cytoplasm; ribonucleoprotein complex
Molecular function (GO): mRNA binding
Source: RefSeq, a predicted model, not a curated record